This is a messenger RNA of Clupea harengus (Atlantic herring), 2754 nucleotides long. It is a transcript of the gene ldb2b, whose product is annotated as LIM domain binding 2b. The record is from RefSeq and is a predicted model, not a curated record. Lineage: Eukaryota; Metazoa; Chordata; Actinopteri; Clupeiformes; Clupeidae.
GGCUGCUCGACAGUUCUUAACGUUCAGGCAGGCGUGAGUGUGUUUGUGUUCACCCUGGUUUGACAGCAGCGAUCUCACUGGCAGCGUGAGUGUGCGUGAGCGUGUGGCGUGCGUGUUUGUUACUGAGCGUCCUCUUCCAUGUGCGCUGCAUGGAUGCUGGUGUUAUUGCGCAGUGUGAAGUGAGCACCGGUAGCCGACACGAUGUCCAGCACACCGCACGACCCAUUCUACUCGUCUCCGUUCGGUCCGUUUUACAGAAGACACUCGCCCUACAUGGUGCAACCCGAGUACCGAAUCUACGAGAUGAAUAAGCGGCUACAGUCCCGUUCAGAGGAGUGUGAUAACCUGUGGUGGGAUGCUUUCUCCACUGAGUUCUUUGAAGACGAUGCCACCUUGACUCUGUCGUUCUGCCUGGAAGAUGGGCCAAAGAGAUACACGAUUGGCCGGACUCUGAUCCCCCGUUACUUCAGCACAGUAUUUGAAGGAGGAGUGACCGAGCUCUACUUUGUGCUGAAACACUCCAAGGAGUCCUUCCAUAGCUCCACCAUCACUCUGGACUGUGACCAGUGCAGCAUGAUCACGCAACAUGGCAAGCCCAUGUUCACCAAGGUGUGCACUGAGGGCCGGCUGAUCCUGGAGUUCGCCUUUGACGACCUGAUGAGGAUUAAGACGUGGCACUUCACCAUCAGGCAGUACAGGGAGCUCAUCCCACGCAGCAUCCUGGCUGUUCACGCACAAGACCCUGGGGUGCUGGAGCAACUGUCCAAAAACAUAACCAGAGUGGGCCUGACCAACUUCACACUCAACUACCUCAGGCUGUGUGUAAUCCUUGAGCCCAUGCAGGAGCUGAUGUCGCGCCACAAGACGUAUAACCUGAGCCCGCGCGACUGCCUCAAGACCUGCCUCUUCCAGAAGUGGCAGCGCAUGGUGGCGCCCCCAGGUCAUCCACCCAACUUCAAAACAGAAAUAUUUCCAUCAAACCACAAAAAAGCUGAACCAGCCAGACAGACGACGACAAAGAGGCGGAAAAGGAAGAACUCGGCGAGCAGCGCAUCCAGCAGCGUGGGCAACAGCAAGAAGCGCAGCCCCGCCAGCACCUUCAGCCUGGCCACACAGGUACCUUGCUCUCCGUCUCUGGUUCCCCCAGCCCAAAGCGGCCGGCGGAGUGACGGGGGGGUUUUCCGCGGCGCGCGGCGGCGGGUGGCCGGAGGCGGAGCCGGGGAUGUGAUGGUAGUGGGCGAGCCCACUCUGAUGGGUGGGGAGUUUGGGGACGAGGAUGAGCGUCUGAUCACACGGCUGGAGAACACGCAGUACGACGCCGCCAACGGCCUUGAUGACGAAGAGGACUACACUUCCUCUCCAGCGCUAGGCAACAACGGCCCCUGGAGCAACAAGCCCCCAAACCCCCAGGACGGCAAGUCCGAUGCCACGGCAACCCAGCCAACCCAGUAGCACUACCGCACCACCGAGAAACCCCAAAACCACAGAAUGGCAAGUCAUCAUGCAAGUUCUGAAAAAAGAACAAGGACACUAGUCCAUCUUUCUCAGUAGUAACAGCUCAGUAAACAGACACUGUGUCAAUACAAUCUCCAUAGCAUGAAAUAUAGCUGUAAUACAACCCUAACCGACUGAAUUCCUCAGUAAUGAUGUUCUUCAAGUAACCAACCCCAGGCUCCGGACUCAGAAGGGAAGAGGGAGCUCAGUGAGCACUCAUUCUGCAGGACUCAUUGAAAAUUACACAGGAGCAAGAUUUUGCAUAUGCACUGUACAUAAACUGGUAGAGUUUGGCGAACAGAGGAAGGAUGGAUGCAUUGGACAUGAAACCCCCACCAGAGUCGCAUGACGAACUAAGUUGGAGAUGGUUCCAGUCGACGGUCCAGCUAUGAUGAAGUUGAUCGCCGACCCAUCUCAAACCUGAACAGGGCUCAGUGUGAAAGCCCUCAUCAGCACCAGUGAACCUGGAGCAGGUGUGCCUCGAUGAAGGACUCACACAGCCUAGGAACAGAUUGGAAAUAAUGAGGGUCUUUUUUCUCCUUUUUUGAAAAAAAAAAGACAAUAGAUUGUCUUGACAUAUCUGAUUUUUUAUUAGAAAGUGAACACAUCCAUUUCUUUGUUGUUCUUGUCUUCAUUGUUGCUUUUCGUGGCGAUACAGUAAGCUGCUGUCCCUUUGUUUCCUCUAUCUUAGAGUUCAAAUCAUUUUCUACAACCUCUCAGCCCACGCAGAUACCUACCCAUUUUAUACAUCUGUGUACAGUGUAGCAUAUCAGCUCUCCCUCCCACCCCCACACAUAUGUACAUAGCAUCUGAUUCUCUUGACAUCAUUUUUUACACCUAUGUACAGGACUUUGUAUGGAUAUGUUUUCUUCCAUCUAUUUGGAGCCACACACAGUUGUAAAAAAAAGAAAACUUUGUCAUAAUGUAUGACAAUGGUUUGGUUUGUUAAAUGCUGUUCCCCAGGUGACAUAUUAUUUAUCAUCAUUUGCUCAUACGUCUGAGUAAGUGUUGUCAGUUUGGUUUGCUUUAAUUAUUUGGAGAAAAAAAAUCAAGAAAGUUAUAUUUUUGGUGAAGUUAUGAAAUCACUUAGAAGACCAAAAAGCCAGGCUCCGUGUGUAGGAAACAACUGUUUCAGCAUAAUUCAUGAGCAGACUUUGAUAGCGAAUGUUACAUGUUUUGUUUGAUUCUUUCUGAUGGUUGAUACUGCUUUUUUGUAUUCCCAAUCUAAACAACAUUCUGGAUAAAUACAUACAAAAGUCA